Molecule: messenger RNA, 930 nt
Organism: Aspergillus udagawae
Lineage: Eukaryota; Fungi; Ascomycota; Eurotiomycetes; Eurotiales; Aspergillaceae
Product: NmrA/HSCARG family protein
Exons: 1
Coding region: 1-930 (309 amino acids)
Source: RefSeq, a predicted model, not a curated record
AUGCCCCGGGACUCUAUAACUGCUUUUGUGGCUGGAGCUACCGGCUACCAAGGUGGUGCCACUGCCCGUCAACUCUUGAACGCCGGGGUUCAGGUUCAUGCGCUGGUCCGGGACACGUCGUCAAAAGCUGCUAUCGAUCUCCAAGCCCAGGGAGUUCAAUUGUUCCUGGGCGACUUUGAUAAUACGACGUCUCUGAAGGCUGCUAUAUCUGGCGCGAGUGCUAUAUUCCUCAAUGUGACACCAGAUCCGCUUGACUCAAGCCUGGAGGUUAAGCGUGCCAAAAAUAUCAUAGACGCUGCCAAAGAAUCUGGUUCUGUCUCAACCAUGAUCUACUCCAGUGUGGCAAUGACAGGAAAGCACGAGACAUUUCCGAACUGGGGGCCGGAAUAUCCUCUGGCAUGGUACUGGACAAACAAAUCCCAAAUCGAGAUGAUGGUGCGGAAUGCUGAGUUCCAAUAUUGGACUAUCUUACGACCAGCAUUUCUCAUGAACAACUACCAUCAGCCGAAGGCUUCUUCCAUGUUUCCUGAGUUGGUCACGAAUUGCGUCUUCUUGACGGCAUACAAUCCCAACACACGAAUGACUAUGGUUGAUCCCGGUGACGUCGGCAAAUUCGCAGCAGCAGCUGUUCUUGAACCACUACGCUUCAAUAGGUGUGAAAUCGACUUGGGCGCUGAGUCCCUCAAACCGGCAGACAUUGUGCGUGGACUGAGCUUAGCGAGUGGGAAGGAAAUUGCUCUUGAAUUUUAUUCUCGAGACGAGGCAGAGCGCCGCGCUGCGAGUGAUCCGAGACUUUGGGCUCAGCUGUGGGCGAAUGAGGUUGGAUAUCAGGUCAAUUUUAAGGCGUUGGAAAAGUAUAAGAUCGAAAUGACCAGCUUUUCCAAAUACCUCGAAGAGCACCGGGAUGCUGUAUUACAAACUUUUGUUUAA